UCAGAAGACUAUGGUCCUCCAUCAACAAACUCUUGAUGAGUAGUCCCCAGCUCUGAUCAUUCAAAUUCACAGUGAGACUCUGGAGACCAUUGAACAUUCCCAUACUUUGGAAGCCAUCUGUCACAGAAGGCUGACAUGGACAAAGAAAUCGAGCAUCACCUCAAAUGUGCAAGUGCAGCCUUUGGACACCUGAGUAAACAGGUGUUCAAAGAUCGUGACAUCAGAUCUGAAACCAAGCUCAUGGUUAUCAAGCAGUUGCGAUUCCCACCUUACUGUACAGAGCUGAGACAUGGACAGUGUGCAGGAGACAUCUUAAACCACUGGAGAAGUACCAUUAAUGCUUUCUGCAGAAGAUUGUUCAGCUUGAAUGGGAAUAUAGACACGCCAACAUUAACGUCCUCUGGCAAGCAAACACCCCAAGCAUCCAGGCGAUGGUCAUCCAACAUCAACUUUGCCAAGUCAACCAUAUCAUCUGGAUGAGUGAUUCCAGAUUCCCAAAGCAAAUUUUAUUCUCCCAAUUCAGUCAAGGUCCUCAAGAGGAGGGCAGAGAAAGCACUUCAAGGAUGUUCUCAAGGCCAACUUGGAAAAAAAAAUGCAACAUCAACAACUCGUGGAAAACUAUCGCCCCGGCCUGCUCCAAGUGAAGGGAAGAGUCUGUUGCAAUGAUCUCAGUACUUUGAAACCUCAUGACAGCAUGAGAUGAAAAGGCAGGAGUGGCAGAAACAGCAUGUCGCAGACCAAAUCAAGAACCCAGAGUCACCCGUCUCACACAGGAACAUGUUCCUGAGCUGCGGCAGAGUCUGGUGCUCCUGAAUUGACCUUGUCAGCCAUCUUCAGAUCCAUAGAUAAGACAGUCAUGGAAAACAAUCAUCCUUGACUGCGAGGGGUUUCCAAUGAUGGCUAUUUGUUUUCAGGAAGUUUCUGAGUUUUGGUUAAACAGCUGUCUGGGUUGGGGGGAGGCUAAAUAUGGGUGGUGCUUCUGUGAUCAGAGGGUUGGACUAGGUGACCUUUUUGCAGCUCCCUCAGCCCUAUUUUUUCUAAGAUUCUGUUUUUAAAGUCUUCCCCUGAGAUAGAAGGGCAGCCUUGAGUUGCUUUUACAAAAACAGUAAAUGUUUGAAGCCAUUUCUACUGAAGCAGUUAAACUAGCAGCAUCUGAAGCAUAAACCCCAAGCAAGCCCUCCACUAGAGUUAGCACUCAAGCACACCAAAUACAAAACAAAUCCCCUUUUUUGUCCAUGGGAAAAGUGGAUGAUUAAAAGAAUCAGAACAGCCAUUGUAAUGAAAUAGUCUCUCCCUUUUGGGCUGCUAGACGCAGGUUACGACUUUAAACUUUCAGUUUGCUACCUUCUAUAGGAAAUUAGGAAAUCUGUGACAAAGAUAACACUGCCCACUGACCCCAGAGGAAACAGGAAGCAAAAACGGAAGCAAGUCAUUGCUGAGAUGUCUCAUUUGACCGCACUGCAUGGUGUGGAAGCAAAAGCAGUUAAGGCAGGGUUUCUUUUUCUUUUUUGUAUAUGAGACCUCAGGCUACAGCAGCAGCCACUGCAGAUACUGAACCUUUAGAUACACAUGCAGGAAAGAAGCAGAAGGAUGAUUAUUUUUUACCUGAGAGAAACCCUUAGUUGCUAAUGGCACAUUUGGUACAAAGGAAACAUUCAUUCGGUGCAACAUUCAGCAGAAAAAAUAUGUGUCGGCCAGACCUUGUCAUCAGAAUAAUGGCCUCAGAAGAACAGUGUUGGCCAGUUCCAAUGAAGGCGAUUGGAGCCCAGAACCUACUGACAAUGCCCGGAGGGGUUUCCAAGUCUGGAUACCUACACAAGAAAGGAGGCACACAGCUGCCAAUUAUGAAAUGGCCACUGAGGUUUGUGAUUAUCCAUGAGGGAUGUAUUUACUACUUUAAGAGCAGCACAUCUGCAUCUCCACAGGGUGCUUUCUCUCUAAAUGGGUACAACAGGGUUAUGCGGGCAGCUGAGGAGACAACAUCAAGCAAUGUGUUCCCUUUCAAGUUGGUUCACAUUAGCAAGAAGCACAGAACCUGGUUAUUUUCUGCCUCCUCUGAAGAUGAAAGAAAGAGCUGGAUGCUCUCACUGAGGAGGGAAAUAGAUCAUUAUCAUGAGAAGAAGGAAACAAUAGUAGAGUUCAGUGAUUCUGGUUCCGAUGCAGACAGUUUCUAUGGCUCAGUUGAACGUCCUGUUGAUAUCAAAUACUCUCAUCAUUCCACAGAAAAUGAAGACUAUGACCAGGAAGAGGAUGAAGAAUCUUACUUGCAACCAGAUACUUCAGACUUGUUGAAACCAGAUGAUAACAUGGUCCUCCCACCAGCCUACCCACCACCACCAGUUCCUCACAUCAGAAAAGCUGCUUACACAGAAUCGAGGGCACGCUCUUUUCCUAGCAAAUCCACUGGGCCCCAACUUCCUCCUCCUCCUCCACCUAAAAGAAGCUUGCCCGAUAUAAAAUCUGAGGACUUCUUGCAAAUGAGGGAAUCCCAGCUGCACUGCAGAGCUGAGCCUAAUCUCAAGAUGCAGCCAUCAAACAGGAGGAUGAGCGAUGCACCACCUCCUCUUCCCCCCAUACCUCAUUUCAAAAAGGGUGCCUUCAACAAAGACAGCUGCUCACCAUCACCAGAACCUCUGCCUAUUGGCCAUGUUUUUGCCACUCCAGAAGGAUGUGAGAAACUCAAAAGUUUAAGCCUUUCCCAAUGGACCCCGCCUCCAUUACCAGGCAACAAACCCAAAAUAGCACAUUUGUCUGAGAAGCCAAUCGAGAUCAAAGUGCCCAAAGAACUUGGCAAGCCUGGACUGUUUGUGCCACAAGUGCUGCCUAAGCCGCCUUUACCCAGCCAUCCACCACCUCUGCCUGGCCACCCUCCGUCCCUAUUUGGCCACCAGCUGCCUGUGCCCGGCCAUCCGCCACCCAUACCUGGAAUCAAACCUAAACCAGAGAAGGCUGUGCUUCCUCAGUUACAGAGAUCACCACCAGAUGGACAAAGUUUCCGUAGCUUCUCAUUUGAAAAACCAGCUAUAACCUCAAAGCAAAACCACUCUGAAGAAGAUUCUGAUGAAGACUAUGAAAAAGUUGAGCUGCCUAAUUCAGUAUUUGUUAAUACUUCUGAAUCUAUUGAUGUUGAAAGGAUGUUCAAAACUACCAACCCAAGAGGACAGCCCCAAAAUGGAUUAUAUUGUAUUCGGAAUUCAUCUACCAAGCCUGGAAAGGUAUUGGUUGUAUGGGAUGAGUCUACAGAGAAAGUAAGGAACUACAGAAUCUUUGAAAAGGAUACAAAGUUUUACCUGGACUCAGACACCAUGUUUCUGAACCUUGGAAGUUUGAUUGAGUACUACUCCACCCAUGUCUUACCCAGCCAUGACAGCCUCACUCUCGGAUGUCCUUAUGGCUACUCUGGACCAAGGUGAUACAACCUGUAUAAUUCACUGACUGAGGUAAAAGGCACUGUGGAAAGAUGGGCUCUUAGAGGAAUGGUAGUUCCUACUAGCCUAUAAAGUGAACAGAAUAGCCACGCUAUUGGGCUUGACUGGGUUUGUUCUUUGCACACAUGGAGACUGAGUCUGUUUCAGCCACUUGUCCCACAGAGUACGGAUUGCAUACAGACUUCAUCUAACGAUCUCUUUGGUAAAAUUUUCCAAUCCUGAUCACUGGACUUUGUUGGGCCUUUCUCCAAAGAAGGGCAGCUUGGCUAUGCUGUGAGAAGUGUUUGCAAGAUUCGUGCCUUUUGUAGAACUGUUGCUACUACUUUCCCAGGCAUGUGGAUGUGAAGGUGGAGGAUGGACAUGGCCACAGCAGUGUUGUGAACAAAACCAGUAGGAAUGAGGAACUUCUGAAAGUAAAGCACAAGCUACUUGUGCUCAGGAAUACUACCUGUCUGACUCGGACAUUCACUCUUUGAGUUGAUAUUGGUGCUUGACUGAGAUUUUGUAGUAAUUUAUAAUUAAUUUGUAAAUAAGUAACUAGAAUACUUCUGGCAAAAAUUGUAUUCUGUGUGGCCACAGGAAAUCAGAGGUGGCCCUUUCUAAGUCAGACCUUGCGAAAAAACAUCCUCUGAUCACUGUAUCUGACUCCCAGGCUGUACCACAAGUGCCUCCCCAGGGGACUGCUUAUUUUGGAUCUCAUCUCAGUUCUCUAUAAUGCUCAGUGUUAGCCACUCCAGACAGUUGUGGAAUAGUAUUGAUUUUACUCUAAGGAAAGUUCUGUUAACUAGUUCUCAGCAGGGAGAGUGAUGCCAUCUUUUUUUCUUCCUGAGUGCAUGGGAAAAGAGAAAAAGAACAUGUGAGCUAAAGUAGAGAGAACUCUGGAGCAUACCCCAGAUUCUCCUCAGAAGGCCCCUACAGAAGGAAGGAACAAGAAAGAUGGGCUUAAUAUUUGAAUCACUAAUGAAUAAAUUAUAAAAUCCUAUUAAAACGCUUGGACUAAAUUAUCAAGGUCUCAAAUUCUGUAUGUGUAAAAUGCGUUGUUCUCAUUGCACCUUCUGGGAAUCUGAAAUUUAUUCUCUGCCAUUUUUUUUUUAAAUUGGCGACGUGGUUUGGCAUUCAGUAACUUUGAGAUCAUGUCUCUCUCAUUGGUUUAUAUAUGAAUUCAUUUUCUGUCAGCUAAGAACAAAAUGUGGAAUUUAAAAAAUCCCUAUCAAUACAAGGUGCUUGUAGUUCUUCUUGCCAAGUUUUUGUGUAGAAGAGUCUUACAGACAAGGUGUUAAUAGAAUCACUUUAGCAUCAUUGACUUUUUCUAGUGCAUGUUAUUAAAUGUCCUGCAUUUCACAAAUCUCAAAAGUUCUGUAAUUAUGACCUUGGAAACAAGUUUAAUCUUUCUGAACCUGAAACAGAACUAAUCCAGGUUUAUAUGGCAAGGCUUCUGAUUCCAGACUGGGGAAUGGUCUUUCUUCUUGUUGACUUUCUGCACACCGGCUUUAAUCUCUGACACUAACUUUUGCUUAUUUAAAUUAUAUACUUUGAACAAGAUGGUUACAACGUGUAAGUCUUCUAUUUAUAAAAAAUGAAUUAAAUAUGUUUUUUUUAAUUCACCAGAGUAUUACCUCUGGUGAAUUCUCCUUGAGAGAGAUGUUUGGAGCCACAAUUCCUAGCUUCAGAUUGCUGCUUUGAUGCUUUUGAACUGACUUAUCUGUAAUUAUAUUUAUCUCUGCCUACCCUUAAAGUGUGUUUAUAAAUAUAAGUUAACACUACCCUGGAAAACCUACAGUGCUACAAGCAUUGGAUUGUGAUUUUAAUUAGCUAAAAGCUUUUCUUUUCCUGUGUGAGUAUUCUCUGGAUUUUCUUCUCUGACUGUGAACAUUCAGCCAAUCAAGUGCCUGUAAAAACUAGUCAGAGUGGUUCUAUGGUGAGUGCAGAGAGCCAGCCUUAGAAGAGAGAGGAUUGCCCAGAUAUCACUUAGCUUUUUCCCCCUUCAGAGGUUAAUCAAAUUAAUUCUGCACCCUGUAGAAAAAUAUGACUUUGCAAUAAAAGGCCAUUCACUCACACUUAGACUUGCUGUGUUGCAGGGAGCAGUGAAUUCAAAUAUAUCAUUUUGGUAGCAUUUUGUUUAGGCCCUUAUAAUGAAUAUUAUUAAUCUCAAAUCCCUUAAACUGCAAAAGUAACAUGUAAUCAAAUAUAAUAAAACAUAACACUGUCUUUGUGUAUAGUAUGAGAUUUGCAAAUAUGUAAAUAUUCAUUUUUCUGUGCCUUAAUUUCCUUGUGAUAAACCUUUGAAUGUAUAUGUCUAUGAGGUGAAUAAAUUUUAAGGCCAGUUCCUAUGAAA
This is a messenger RNA of Alligator mississippiensis (American alligator), 5763 nucleotides long. It is a transcript of the gene SH3BP2, whose product is annotated as SH3 domain binding protein 2. Lineage: Eukaryota; Metazoa; Chordata; Crocodylia; Alligatoridae. The transcript has 13 exons. Bases 1629 to 3413 code for a protein of 594 amino acids. Gene Ontology annotation, molecular function: SH3 domain binding. The record is from RefSeq and is a predicted model, not a curated record. Gene Ontology annotation, biological process: signal transduction.